AGGAAUAUUGAAGCUGGAAAUGAAUGCGGUGACAUGGUGCAUGGACAAGAGCAUAGUUGCUGGUUGGUUCCCUUUCUGGAACAGUGCUACUGGAAACUAAUUAAAAAAUUCUCAAUUUUACAAGGAAGAUACACCGGACAUAUCUGGACUUUGUGCAAUGUCGCGCUGCUUUCCUUUUCCACCACCAGGAUAUGAAAAGAAGGCUACAGCACAGGACGUGGAUGUACUGACAAAGGAAAAGCACAGAGAAAAAAAGCAUAAAAAAGAGAAGAGGGACAAAGAGAAGAAGGAAAGUAAGGAAAAGAGAGACAAAGAAGGAAGGGAUGGAAAGCAUAAGGAAAAGAGGGACAAAAAAGAAAAACACAGAGAAAAAAAGAAAGAUAAGGACAAGGACAGAGAUAAAGAUAAGAGCAAAACCAGUGCUGCAAUUGAGAAAGACUUUCCAGGACAAGCUCAGGGUCCCAAUGCAGGUAAAUUACAUCAAAAGGAAAUCAAACCAAAUGAUAAGAAGGCUAUUUUACUUGAGGAUAAACUCACCAAACAGUUUGCCAGUAACAAUGGAGAGAAGGUUAGAGAGAAUAAUCAUUUGGCUGAGGAAAACAAGGAUUCUAAAUUCCUCCUGGAGUUGGACAAGAGGAUUAGGGAUAAUGAUGGAGGAGCUGAGAAUCAAUUGGCUCAAAAGUUUACAACUGCAGGACACAGAAAGAAUGAUGGGGCUGUUAGAUUGGUUACUAAGGGUAGUGACACCUGGCCUGAUGGUAAGGAAAGGCUUCAGGAUAAGGGCAUUGAUACUAGAAAGGUUGAUAGGAGAGGAAUCUGGGGUGAGUCCCGACCAGUUGGAAAUGCAACAGUUCAGAAUAAUGCUGGAAAAUUUCAUCCCAGGGUUGAUGAAAUGCCCAAAUCUUUGGAAAAUAAUAUUUACAAACCUUUGGAAGCAACAGUUGAAGGAAAAGAGAGGAGGGUUAAGGGGAAAAAAGAUGAUAAACAUGGAGAUAAAAAGAAAAAUAAAGAGAAGGGGAAAAAAGGACAUGGGAAGGACAAAGACAGGAGUAAAGAGAAGAAAAAGGAGGAGAAAGCAAAGGAGAAUGUUGAACAUGAAAACAGAGAGCAGCAGAAUAAAUUAAAAGAAAGCAGCAAAGCUGGUACAAUAGGUUCAAAUUCUUUCACACAGGUUUCCAGGCACAGCUGUGAGAAAUCUGCUGUUGGGGAAAAUCUCAAGAAACGGAAGGACAUUGAAUCAAAUGGAAUUAUGCAUGCAAAUGACAGUUGGCCCAGUAAGUUGCCAAAGCCCUCUCCAUCUCUCUCUCAUCUCACUGAAAAUGGGAGGAUAUUGGAACCCUGCCAAAUUUCCCUUCAGAAUACAUCUGAUAGGCUAGCAGCAGCCUCUAAUAUCAAGGUUGAUAACAAAGAACGCAAGAUAAAUGGCAUCAUCGAAGCUCUACCAUCCACAGUUUCCUCAAAAACUCCCACUCCCAUUGCUACCAUGCCAGCUCCAGUCAGUGAAGCAUCUGCAAAACCACCUCAUCCAGAUAGCAAAUACAUAAGUCAGGUAUAUUCCGUGCCCAAAGUAGAUGAGUGGUCUGAUUUUGAUGACCAAGAGUGGUUGUUUGGCAGCAGCCAUUGGCAAGGAAGAACACCUGCAGUGAAAUCUUCAGAGGUUGAGGAUACACUACAGGUAUGGGCAGAAGCUGUGCAUAUAAAGCCAGCAGAUAUUUUUGCUCUGCCAUUUGUCAUUCCAUACUGACUGAUUGUUUAGGUGGCACAUGAUACUUCAAAAAUACCUGAUCUGCUCAAGGAACCCUCUAUUUGAGAGGAACUACAGCAUCUGGAGCCAUGAAUUGAUUCUUAUUUUCUGAUGCAUUCUUUUGUUAGUUGCACACUAGCAACAAAUAAUGUUUGUCUUGAUUUUGAGUUGGUUGGAGGGAAGCAUCUGUCAUAAGUGUUUACAUGUUUGGUGUAUUGGCGGAGGCUUGAUUGGGGCAGUAGUUCUCACUUCACGCGACGACAUAGUAAUUCGUUUACAGAUUAGACUUCAUAAAGAAAGGCAGCCGCAGGUUGUGGGGAAGAGACGUGCAAGCUCGUGCAACUUUUUUUUUUUUUUAAAUAAUUUUUGCCUAGAUCUUUUCCUGGGCAGCUAGCUAGUUCUUUCUAGUUGAGAAUGAGAAUGUAAGAGAACUAGACCACAAUUUUGUUUUGUAACAUAGAAAUCCUAUUUACUAGAAUAUGUAUGAUAGAGAGGGGGGAAAGGGUCUUGGUAGUCGGAUUCAUUUAUUCGGUUUCCUGUAAAUUUUCUUGGUUAUUUCAUCAUUUUGCAAGUCCUUGCUUUCAAUGGGCAGUGUUGAGUUAAAAACUAUUACAAGGGUUAUCAUACAACCAAAGAUAUGAUUGACUUGUUUCUCAACUAGCUAACAGAGUUUACUUUCAUAUCUGUACA
Messenger RNA from Glycine soja, 2434 nucleotides. Its product is annotated as myb-like protein X. The coding region runs from base 158 to 1744 and encodes 528 amino acids. The transcript has 3 exons. Lineage: Eukaryota; Viridiplantae; Streptophyta; Magnoliopsida; Fabales; Fabaceae. The record is from RefSeq and is a predicted model, not a curated record.